Alexandromys fortis (reed vole) is the source of this 4511-nucleotide messenger RNA. RefSeq names its product uromodulin like 1 (gene Umodl1). Gene Ontology annotation, cellular component: cell surface. Lineage: Eukaryota; Metazoa; Chordata; Mammalia; Rodentia; Cricetidae. The record is from RefSeq and is a predicted model, not a curated record. The transcript has 19 exons. Gene Ontology annotation, molecular function: calcium ion binding; protein binding. The coding region runs from base 850 to 3645 and encodes 931 amino acids.
GAAGGUUCUGAAUUUCCAGUCAAAACUUCAUUACCAUUGUUUAAAGAUUUACUUUAUUCUUUAGCUACGUAGGUAGCUGUGUGUCGGUAGGUGAGUGUAUGCAUGUGAAUGCCCAAGACCGAGGCCGGAAACACGCACUGGAGCUGGAGUUACAGACAGGUGUAAGCCACCUGAUGCAGCUGCUGGGACCUGACCCCAGGUCCACUGGAAGAGCAUCAUGUACUCUUCGAUUGCUGAGCCGUGUCUCCUGCCCUCCAGUUAGAACGUUUAAGAAUUCGUCUUUGUGCUGAUGUCAGAUUUCCACGCUGAGGCCACCAGCCUAGCUUGCGGCAGAUUUCCAGUCCCGGGAAUUAUUACUGAGCUACGAAGAGAGGUCUCAAAGAUGUCCUGCAUGAAAACGGCCUCUCGCUGCUGAGCUACCAGCUGUGCAGCUAUCCAGUGACCCGAAAUGUCCAGAGGCUGCAGGAGGUGCAGACCUCACACACAGCCUAUGUGCACUGUGGAGCAUGGAUCCCGUGGAAAAAGUGUCCCAAGACCGUGUACCGGACCCAGUACCUGGCUGUGGAGGUCCCUGAGUCCAGGAAUGUGACCGACUGCUGAGAGGGCUUUGAGCAGCUUGGCUUCUACUGUGUUCUGCCCCUGAACCGGUCCGGAGAGUUUGCAUCAAGACCUGGGGUCUGCCCAACGGCAGAACCAGAGUCACCUAGCCCACCGUGCAGCUUGGACACUGACUGCUCCGGACUUCAGAAGUGCUGCUCCUGGUCAGGGGUCCGCCGCUGUGUGGCCCCUGCACCCACAGGUGCAGAGAGGAUCCCAGUGAGCUGGUACAAUGUGACUGUGUUGGUGAAGAUGGGCUUCGAGGACCUGCAGCGAGAGGACCCUGGCUUCCGGAACCACACACGCCUGCUCUACUCUUUGGUCACCAGUGCCUUGCGGCCUCUGAACGCAUCUGUACACUACUUGAACUCCGCUGGUGGCAGGGACACCUUCACCACGGUGUCAUGGCUGCUGCUGGGCCUUCCACAGUGCUUGACAGUGGCCAAUAUCUCUGCCACGUUGGAUGACGUGGUGAAUCGAGUCUAUGAAGUGGUCAGCAUCCAGGUGCAAGAUGUGAAUGAGUGCUUGCACAGGGAGCUCCAUGCCUGCUCUGGAGGAGAGCAGUGUCUGAACAUUGAGGGCUCCUACCAGUGUGUCCCUACCCACUCGCCGAACUGCACAGAUGAAGGUGACACGGUGACCCCCACAGGAGGUGGACAGUCUGUAACAACAAAAGUCUCAGCCCCAGCUGUCACUGUGGAAAUAACAAGCCUUGGCCCAGAGGCCCUCACCUUUUCACCCAGUCCCAGACACCCGAGGAGCACCCCAACAGGAAGUCAAGCCUGGACCCCAGGGCCUCCAUCUAAGAGAGGCAGUAGCAGCACAGCCAGGCAGGAGACAAAUAGCGCAGGGCAAGAUGUGGAGCUGCCCAGCACAGCCCCGAGCCCCGGAACAAGCCCCGGAACAAGCCCCGGAAGUUCCAGCAGCAUGUCAAGCUCCUUUCCCAGGACUCCAGAGCCAACCCACGGUUCCCUUCCGAAGACCACAGUUGUCCCACUGCACGCCACGGGAGGGCCACAGGCAAACCUCACUGUAGACCUUCCCCUUGUGACUGCUUCAUCCACGGGCUAUGUUGCAUGGCACCCCAGUCCCACUUGGGAGGCACCCCCUCCGAACUCCACAAGACUGCAGAAUAAAGAUCCUCGCCCUUCCCUCUUCCCAGGUCUGCCAUCGGCUUCAACCCCUGUGGCUUCAGAGUCCCCUGCCUGUGUUCCUGGACCCAUUGGAAAGGUCACCGUCUCCAACAUGACCAGUACCGGCUUCUCCCUGGAGUGGUCAGCAGACAUCAGCUUCUCCCCUACCUUCUACCUCACUUUGGUCUCUCCUCGGGGACCCGCCCUAACUAUGGAGACCCGGGACAAUAACGUGACCUUGUCAGGGCUGGAGCCUGGAGCCUUGCACCUGGUAGAGAUUGUGGCCAAGGUGUGUGGGAAAGAAGGUGCCAGAAGACAGCUGAGAGUGCGGACAGUGGCCCGGAAACUUGCCGGUGAAGUCCGGAUAGCAAAUAUUCGGUAUUCAGAAUCCUUCCGAAAUGCCAGCAGCAGGGAGCACCGAGACUUGGUACAGCUAUUCUUCAGGACGGUGCGGGACUCCUUACCAGCCCCUCUGUGUCAGCACAUGGAUGCAGGCAGGAUCCGAGUGGACAUCGUCAACAUCACAAACGGCAGCGUCGUGGUGGAGUUUAAUUUGCUAAUAAUGGCAGACCUGGAUGUCCGGGAGGUGUCCGCUGCCUUCCUCACAGCCCUGCAGAACACAUCGGUGCUGGAGGUGGACAAAGGCAGAACCUUUAUACAAGACUACGAUGAGUGUGAGAUGAGGGAGGAUGACUGUGAGCCUGGGAUGUGCAGAAACACCUUCGGAUCUUACACGUGUAGCUGUGAUGGGGGAGACUCACAUGUGGAAUAUUCUGGAAGAUCCUGCGAUGGUGGCUCUUCUAGCAACACAAUCCAGACCCCAGGCCCAGAGUGGCUCCCUACCCCAGCAGGAACCAGAGUUGACCCUGUGCCAGAUGCCAGCUCCGUGCCCCAGGACCCACCCCUGCGGCUGAACCUGACUGACGCGGUUGGAGUGUCCUGCGAGAUUGAGACGGUGGUCAUUACCAUCCAGAAACGCUUCCUGCAGCAGGAAGCCAUACCCGAGGCCUCCCUGUACCUGGGGGAGCCCUCCUGCAACGUGAGCAAGAGCAACAGCACGCAUGUUUUCCUGGUGGCUGGCUGGGGCCAGUGUGGGACCCUCGUGCAAAGCAACAUGACCAGCACAGUGGUGACGACCACACUGAAGAACGACCUGUCCCCAGAGGGUGUCAUCCACCACCUGCAAAUCCUCAGUCCCAUCCACUGCGCCUUCCGCAAUGACCUUCUGACCUCCUCAGGCUACACCCCACAGUGGGGGGUCUACACCAUCAUCGAAGACCUCCACGGCACUGGGAACUUCGUCACUGAGAUGCAGCUGUUCAUUGGAGAUUCUCCCAUACCUCAGAAUUACAGUGUGUCCGCCAGUGAUGAGAUCAAGAUUGAAGUGGGGCUCCACAGGCAGAAGAGCAGCCUUAAGGUGGUGCUGACCGAGUGCUGGGCCACCCCCUCCAGCAACGCCAGGGACCCUGUCACCUUUGGCUUCAUCAAUAACAGCUGCCCAGUCCCCAACACCUACACCAGCGUGAUCCAGAAAGGCAACUCCAGCAAGGCCCAGUUCAAGCUGAGAAUCUUCUCCUUCGUCAACAAUUCUAUUGUCUACCUGCACUGCAAGCUGCGAGUGUGUAUGGAGAACCCCAGGAACUCAUGCAGGAUAAGCUGCAAUGACUUCCGGCUGCUGAGAAGCAGUGAAGCUGAGCACCAGAUGUCCUGGGGGCCGCUCCAUCUCUCUGAAGGUGAACCUGCACGUACAAAGCCAGGCCUGGGGACCCGUUACAUCAUUAUCAUUGUGGUGGCUGCAUUUACUGUGGUGGCAGGGGCUACGACCCUUCUGAUCUUGCAUUACCAGAGAAUGAGGGGCAAAUACAGUCUCAGAAUCCAGACCGAUGACUUCAGCUACCAGGUGUUCGCUCAGUAGGCGGCCCAGCUGAUCAGGAGACGGGGCACACUGUAAAUAAGGUCCGGUGAUUAAUUCAUCAAGCGUUGGCAGGGCUCCACUCUGGGCAGUGCUGUGUCAGCCCUUGGGGAUGAGCCACCAUGAUGACAACCACCUCUGUCUGCCCCCAAGAGGCUGAAGAUGCAGAGCCGAACCCACCAGGCAGGUGACAGAUCUGCUGAAUAUGUGACAGGGUGCUGGAGUGGCCCUCACCCUCAAACCUAGCACAAACCCGGCCCCUCCAUUACCCAAGCUGCCGUUCAAGCUGUCCACAGGACUCUUGCUCCCCAACAAUUGCAUGACACUCACGUCUUCGCAGACAUUUGACAGUGCCUGUGAUGCGCCUUCAUGAAUGGACCCAUCUGGUAAAUUCUCCACUGUCACUGUCCCUAUGCAAACACUCUAGGCUCUUCUUCUCGGCACACGCCUUUCACUUAGGCAGUGACCCAAGAAGUCCUAGAAGAAUAUGGGAAGCUUUCUGAGCGAUAAUCACGUGAUAUGUAGGCACCAUUCACAUCCAUGGCCAUUUAUCAUGGAAUGCCGUGACGGGGAAGGGACAACUUACCCAGCACACCACAGGGAAACAGGGAAGGGAUGGGGAGGUAUGCACCAUAUGAACAGGCCCUCUGCUUGAUUGAUUUGAAAGACCAGAAUUGGUUAGUUAACACCUAAGACAAUAGUGAGGUUAGCAUUACAAUGGGGUCUUAGCCUUUAAUUGAUAUGUGUAAUUCUGUCGAGUGUGGUUGUCACACAGAGUAUUUAGGGGAAUGGGUUUUCUGAUUUAUUGCAUAUUCUGGGAUUAAGAAUGAUGACCAGGAAUCUGUGUGGCUAGCUGAUUUCGAGCAAUA